Molecule: messenger RNA, 6235 nt
Organism: Sitodiplosis mosellana (orange wheat blossom midge)
Lineage: Eukaryota; Metazoa; Arthropoda; Insecta; Diptera; Cecidomyiidae
Exons: 2
Coding region: 1797-5162 (1121 amino acids)
Source: RefSeq, a predicted model, not a curated record
GAAGCUUACGUGGUGUGUGCGCGCCAGUGAAACAGAAAUACACACGCCAAGAACGAGAGCUGAUUUGAAAGUAUUUGCUUAAAAUUCGAUGCCAAAUGAGACGUCCAGUUAGGUCUCAUGUAGUGGCUAGGGUAUGUGCUGUUGUGAGUGUGAGAGAGAGAGAUUCGUGUCUGAAAAAUGUCGAAAACGUACAUAGAAAUUGAACGUGUUCGGUGGCUGAAUGAGAGGAAGAAACACGACGACGACGACAACGACAACAACGAUGGGAAAUUAUUAUUCCAAUAGCGGCACAUCUUUCGCAUGUGUAUUGGUCUUGGUAGAAAAUUCGAAAAUUUUCGUAAGUACUGCUCUGUCCUUCUCCGGCUACACUUCAUUAUCGGUGUCGCUGUCACUGUUCAACCCAAAAAAGGCACAAAGAUCUUGCAAACGAUGAUUAAAUUUGUGUGUGCGUCAUUCCAUCUCGCUCUCCGCAUGUUCGGUUUAUAUACCAAAUGCGGCAAGAGAGCGAGCGAGAAUAUAAGAUGUGUAAAGUCCUGCAUGCUACAAUAUUUUCGAACAGUACGUACAUGGAGAUCAGCUCAUAACAAAACAAGCAACAGCAACAGCAGCAGCAGCAUAGGCAUUGCCGAUGAUGGUGAUUUCUUCCCUUUCUUUUUACUCUUUCCUUUCAGUAUACGAGAGUAUGUGUGUGAAUUGGUAUCGGCACGUACUUGUGGUGGCCGAACAUGGAUACUCAACGGCAUUUGUUAAUAUAUGUACAAGUUUUUUUUCUUCCUCUAACCAGCCAGUCCUUCUAUUUGCACACACAUCUCACUCACUCUCGAUGCAUGCAUUCGCAACUCUCUUACUCUCUCUCUCUCUCGCUCGCUUGGUGUGUGUAUCGCCUUCAAUAUGUUUGCUAUACAUAAGAGAACGCGCGCGAGACGGCAUCGAGUUUAAAUUUUGUUACGAACGAAUGGGACGCAAAAUGUUAGGUAGCAAAUAGGCAUCGAAGCGGGCUAGUAUCACACGCACGCACACAAUAUAGAUUUAGAUGGGACGAAAAAGAAAACGACACAAUAAAAACCGAGAGGAAUAUCACUUGGCCGAAUAGAAAAUACAAUGCACAGAGCACAGCACACACAGCGAGAGAGCGUCAGCAUCACAGUUUUAACACACAUACACGCGUAAACACACAGAGACACACGGACACACAAUACAGCACACAACGCACAACACAACUGAAACGCAAACAUUCAGUCAGUCAGUUUUUAUGGUAAAUUCAUUUAUCGUUUGGUUUUAGUUCGGCACACAGCAUGUACAAUCAUUUGGAUCUCGAAAGUCAAAGGAGGUAGACGUGUCCGUCACUUUUGUCUGGCGCAUUAAAUUCAAAUCUUCAACAACCAAUUCGAAAUUUCACUGCCAACCUACAGAAAAGAACACUUUUGUUUCAUUCUCUUUCUUUUCGUUUUGUUUCGGACAAUACACAACAUAAAAACGGCAACCAAAAUUUUAAACGCAAAAAAAUACUCAUGUGAUAAACAAUAGAAAGAAAUAACGUUUUUUUAGUUUUUUUUUUUUGGUUUUUGAGUUUAUUGUUUUUCCUGAUUUUUUUUUUCGUUAUCCACAUUCCGUUGAGAUUUAAUGUGUGACUAAAAGAGAAAAGAAUAUUUAAAACAAAAAAAUUGCAUCAAAUCGAAAUCCAAGUGAAUCGUUUCGUUCCGCGCUAAAUUAAAUAAACAAACAUUAAAUUCAAGUAUAAACACGCACGUGGAUCAUUUUAAUUUCAAUUUGUUAUCGUACUGAAUGCAAAGUGUAUGGUGUUUAAUGUUAAACCGCGCGGAAACAAGCGAAAGUUUUUGUGUGAAGAAAAUAUGGCACACGGAGGAACACAGAAUGCGGUUCCUCCGUCUGAGCAACGUAGCAGUAUGAACAAUAAUUUUUGUAAUACGUGUGGUGUUACUUUCGAUAGUAGUGAAUCAUUACAAGUACAUAUCCACAAUAAUCAUAACCAGCCCGUUUCGGCGGCAGCUGAUUCCAGUGACAAUCAGCCACCGACACCGCAAUCAACAGCAAAUGGUGAAACAAAUCAACAACAGCAACAAACAUUGAACCAUUACAAUCGACAUUCUCAGGAGUUUUCAAACGCAACCCAGUUACCAAAUUAUCAUCAGCCAAGUGAAAUGCAUUAUCCAAGCUAUAGUAUGCCAAACUACGAUCAAUAUUAUCAUCAUCAGCAUUCGAUGGAGUAUGGCUUGCCACCGCCAAUUUCGACGCACUAUUCAUUGUCUGCGUCGCAAUCUCAAUCCGAGUACAAAGUUGUGCCUUCGUCGAAUCGCUUUCAUCCAUACGGCGUAAUUUCGAAUAAUUUACCGACACAUCAUCCGUAUGCAUCGCAUCAUUCAGCCGCCAUCGCUGCUGCUGCUGCUGCCCAGAAUCAAUCGCAAAAUGGGCCUGCAAUUGCUGCGGCUGCAGCCAUCUCAGCCGCUGCAGCGCAAAGUUCGAUGAGCCCAAGCAUUGUUACAUCAUCGAGUCCAAAUCAAAAUAAUUUGAUGAAUUCGACCACAGUACCAUCGUCAAUGCCUCAAACAGCGAACACAAUUUCGGGCCAACCGACGCCAUCACCAUCACCGAGACAGUGCGAUAAGUGCGGUGCUGUAUGUGAAACAAUUUCGCAGUUAGCCGAACACACGGCAACUGCACACAGUGUCAACAAUAAUGCGAACGAAUCGACGAUCAAUCGAAAUGCUGGAAACGGUGACAUCGAAAAUGAUAUCCCAUCAUUCCAAUACUCAAACUUUGUGCAACCAAAAGAGGAACCACAUCCGGCCGAUUGCGAUAUAUUGGAUUUGGAUUCACAGAAAAUGGUGUAUCCGCCGCAUGAAAUGAAUCAACAAGGACCAUUACCGCCAAUGCACUCACUUCAUCCAGCCAUGCAAAGGCCGAUGAUGUGGCCGCACGGUCCACCGCCGCACGAAUCGAACACAUUUCUACCGAUUCCGCCGAAUCACAAUCAGAACGAUCUGAAGCCGCCAAUGUUUGGUUCGAUCAAGAAUGAGUUUUCACCGCAAAUUAUCAAACAAGAGGCAGCACAUCAUCUCACUCAAUUACCGAGCACACCAACGAAUCCGCCACAAUCCGAUAUUUCCAAAUCGUUUGGAGGUAGUGAUGGCAGUCAAACAAGCCCAUCCGAAUUUCCAAGCACCACAACGCCACAGGAUAAUGGGCCACAAUUUCGUACAUUCGAAGCGGCCACCUCAUCGUUGCCAAACGGUGGUCCAAUUAUGAAGGCCACUUCGUGGAAAUCGAAUGAAGCGCGUCGACCAAAAACAUAUAACUGUACAGCGUGUAAUAAAUGGUUCACCAGUUCGGGCCAUUUGAAACGUCACUACAAUACAACGCUACACAAGAAUGCAGUGAAAUCGAGUGGCCAACCAGAUCCAGCAUCGCUACCGAUCAGUGCACACCAUCAUCCGGCUCGCGAUCCCAAUUCGAAGCAUCAUCGAUAUAAUAACAACAAAACGACCCACAACAACAAUUCGAUUGUCCAACAGCAGUCGGUUCAACAGGUACAGGCUCAGCCACCACAACAACAGCCAACGUUGCCAAACGAAUCGUCGCGAACGCCCGAUUUUUCGUCGCAAUUCACUCCAUUUGCACCACAAUCGCAGCCAACGAAUCCGAUGGGGUUUCAACAAUACCAAAAUCCAAUGCAAUCAAACGCUUCGAUUCACCCAAACGCGCAAGCAGGUCUCUGCGGCCCUGUCUCCCAGCCGAGAGACCUGCUGACUUACUCGAACAUCGGAUUGAACACGGGAGUUCACAUCAGCAGCAACAACAGCCAUCAAUCGUUGGCACAGGAUUUUAUCCAGGUGCCGCAAAUGCAGCAAAUUUUACCGGAAUCCACCAUGCAAAGCAUCACCUCAAUGGAGCAUUGCAACAUCAUAACGCCUAUAACUAUCAACACCAGCAUCACUCAAUCGUAUCCGCUCAUGCAGCGACCGGAGGACCCGAACUAUAUUAUUGGUAAUCAAAUGAUGCACACAGGUAAUUCGAAUGAAAGCACAACACCACCCAUUUCAUACUAUGGCCAUGACUAUGACGAACACUACGAACACCAUGGCUAUCAGCACAUGAGCGAUGAUGAAAACAAACAUAGCAAAUGCUAUUCGAAUGCAAUUCCGGCUAUAGCUGCUUUGCGGCGAUUAAACAAUGAUAUCCAUCAUGCCGACACCGUACCACCAUUUUCACCGGAUAUUCCGGAUAAACGAACAAUGUCGAUGUCAAUGCCAUACCAUCAACGUGCGUUGACACCGCAAAUGGGCGAAAUUGUACCAUCACACCUAUCGCCAAAUGCACCAUCACAUCAUAACACCGCUGAUAUUCCAAAAAACGAAGCAUCCAUCGGCAAUGAGCCCAGCUCGCCGAGCAUCACAUCGACCAAUAUCGGUUUUGAGCCAUAUCCAAUCAAAGACACAACCAAUGGCAAUGCAAACCCGAAAAUUCGCAACAAAUCGAAUAAACGUCGGGCAGCCGUUGACACAGCAAAACUAAUAACAGACACAAUUCCAGCGGGAAACGAUCCUCUACGGUGCGACCCAUGUGAUAAAGUCUUUAACAAAGCCUGUUAUUUAACGCAACACAAUAAAACAUUCCACAGCGGUGAAAAGCCGUUCAAAUGUCAACGGUGUGGCAAACGUUUUCCAUGCGAUCAAUCCCAUACCGAACACAUGGCCAAACACAAUGGCAACAAGCCGUUCAAGUGCAACCAGUGCGUCAAACAAUUCAAUCACAAAACCGAUUUGCGACGGCACAUGUGCUUGCACACCGGUACAAAGCCGUACAUCUGUGAAAUAUGCAACAAGGGUUUCAUACGCAAGGAUCACAUGGUGAAGCACGGUCUGACGCAUCUCAAGCGAAAAAACAGCGGCUAUGCGGAGCCAAACACACCGACGGCAAUCAAACAAAGAGCAUCGGCCAAGGAACAACUAUCAUCCGAUAUGGACGAAUUUCAGCCCGCGCCAAAACGACGAAAAUAUGUCCUCGAAGUAGAUUUGAAUGCAAAGGUUAUACCAGUCAAGUACAAACAGUUUUCAAUCGACGAAAUGCUCCAACGCAAACCAAGCCGAAUGAAUGAGAACAAAGAAAACAUAUUGAACGAUGAUCCAAUGUAUGUCGAGUGAAAAAAAAACAUACAAAGCGAAGCAAAGCAAAAUUGUCAUUUGAAACCACAAGAUUUAUACACAUUUUUUUUUGUAAUUUGGAAAAUAUUGCGCAAACUGUUUAAAUAUAUCUACCUCAUCAAUUGAAAUAUAAAUGAAACUAUCCGAUUCAACAAAGAUACAAUAAGCCAAUUUGAAUUGAAAUGAAUAUUUAAUAUUUAAUAAUUGAAGAAGAGAAAUAACUCUAAUCGUGCAGUACGUGUAUUUGUAAACUGAGUCAGGAAUUUUGUGGGGUGAUUUGUUACCCUCGUCAGGUUAAAUUCUGUAUUUGAUUUGAAAUAUACGAGAUAAAAAUGUUUUUUUAGAACAUUUAUUUAUACACUACCUCAACUUAUACAAUUUUAUAAAUCAAUAAUGGAAGAGAACUAAAAAACAACUAAAUAAAUGAAUGCAACAGCCAAACGACAAAUCAAAUUAAAUGCCACACAAAAAUGUUCACAUCAAUUAUAAUUAUCAUGAGAACACACAAUAUUUUUUCUUGCCUGUUUCCUUUUAAAUAGUCAAAUCAGCUAGCCAAAUUUUAAUGGAGUAGUCUAUUAUAAUAAAAAAAAACUCAUUUUUUUUUGCCUGUUUCUAACCUAAAUGAAAAAAGAUAUACCAUGGGUUUCAAAGUCAAAUCGUAUAUCACGCACUCGGAAUUCGUCGAUUCAAUGCGACUAUUGAUAUAUUUUUUUGCGUAUGCCGCAAUUUUAUUCUUAUUUUUUUUUUUUGCUCAUUGUUAUUUGAAGAUUUUACUGAGCUGAUUUUGCUGCAUAGCAAUAAUCAACACAUACACACACAUUAAAUGGAUUCAUAUAGUGCAAUUCAAAAGAAUUUUCUAUUAAAAAUGUCAAUUGUAUGCAAUACUUCGCAUUCCGAGUCUGGGAAACGCAAAGGAUAACAUGCCAUAGAUUUAAACAAAUAAAAUAGAAGAAGAUGAUGAUGAAAUAAGAGCACAACUUGUUAAGAACUUCUAGAAAAUAUUCAAACCGUUAACCAUAUUUGAUACAAAUAAAAAAAAAAAAACGCAGAGUAAAUGUGACUAAGACAUAGAA